CCUCUUCUCGCCAGCCAAUGGGAGAGGCAUGCAUAGCCCUCGAGGGGGCGGGGCGACGACCAAGGCGAGUGGGUCCGGGAAGGCGCGCGGACUUGGCACGUCUUCUAACUUCGGCUGGUCCAGGCCCAACCGACGGACGAUGGGGGUUCUGGCAACCAGGCGCUGCGUGGAGUGGCUGCUGGGCCUCUACUUUCUCAGCCACAUCCCCAUCACCCUGUUCAUGGACCUGCAGGCGGUGCUGCCGCGCGAGCUUUACCCAGUCGAGUUUAGAAACCUGCUGAAGUGGUAUGCUAAGGAGUUCAAAGACCCGCUGCUGCAGGAGCCCCCAGCCUGGUUUAAGUCCUUUCUGUUUUGCGAGCUUGUGUUUCAGCUGCCUUUCUUUCCCAUUGCAACGUAUGCCUUCCUCAAAGGAAGCUGCAAGUGGAUUCGAACUCCUGCAAUCAUCUACUCCGUUCACACCAUGACGACCUUAAUUCCAAUACUCUCCACAUUUCUGUUUGAGGAUUUCUCCAAAGCCAGUGGUUUCAAGGGGCAAAGACCUGAGACUUUGCAUGAACGGUUAACGCUUAUAUCUGUCUAUGCCUCCUACUUACUCAUCCCGUUCAUACUUUUAAUUUUCAUGUUGCGGAGCCCCUAUUACAAGUAUGAGGAGAAAAGAAAAAAAAAAUGAAGGAAACAACCACUGGCUCAGGGUAGAGAUGCCUACAGGGUGGUUGCUUGUUGGAUACAAUACAAGGAACACUGCUCAGAAUCCACAUCUUCAGCAGCAUUUGAAACACUGGCAGCAAUGCACAAGAGCAAGAUGGUGUCAGGAACCACGUCAAACCCUCACCUUUUUUUUUUUUUAAAAAGUCUCACUCUGUUGCCCAGGCUGGAGUAAAGGGCAGUGGCAUGAUCUCAGCUCACUGCAACCUCUGCCUCCGGGGCUCAAGCUGUCUUCCUCAGCCUCCCAAGUAGCUGGAACUGCAGGCGUGUACCAACAUGUAUGGCUAUUUUUUUUUUUUUUUUUUUUUUUUUUUUUUUUUUUUUGUGGAGACGGGGUUUUGCCAUGUUGCCCAGGUUGGUCUCGAACACCUAGGCUCAAGUGAUCGGCCCACCUCAGUCUCCCUAAGUGCUGGGAUUACAGACGUCAACCACUGGGCCCAGCCCAAACCUUCACCUUCUAAGGGCACUGGGAUGAACAGACCGAUCAGCUUGAGAGUGGGCAAAGGGGUGUGGGCUAGGUUAUAAGGAAGUAGUACCAAAUACCCGUGUGCCUGCGUUCCGCUGCAGGAUUCCUAAAAGCAGGACCAGAAACUGCUAAAGAACAUGGCCUGUUUGACAUGUUCAUAAGUCACCUGACCUACAGCAUAUAUGCUUAUGACUAAACCCUCCACACCUGAUUCUCAAGCAUGUUACCACCUGUCAGCAAAAUGAACAGUACAUUUUGGGCCAUUUUAAACGUGAAAUUUUGCCUCUUUAACGUUAAUUCAAAACUAUAUCAAUGUUUUUUUGUCCCCACCUCUAACCUAAGGAAAAAAGAAAAAAUACUAUACAAAGAAGUUUAAACUUAGUUUUCCUUAAGGGUCAGCCCAACAAUGACUUUCAGUGAGAAAUGGAUUAAACUGGAAAAUGUUUUUGUUGCUGUUGUAAACAGAUCAUCCUGGAAGGUUUUUGUUUGUUUUUAAGUUACUUUAUUCUAUUUCUAAAUCUUAGUCUUCCACAUUUCUAGAAGCCACCUGACACAGGUUCCUGUAUCUAAAGUCUAGCAUCUCAAGGCUGAUCUGGUAUGCUAGUAUGCUUCCUAGUGGAUAACUUAAUCCUUUAAUACACUUCAGUGGUUCCCAUCUUGUUCUCAGAAGGGAAGGUGGCUACAGCCAGGCAUAACAUCCACUGUGUGCAUAGAGGGUCCUUCAAGUUGAUGCUUGGCAUUCCAUCAGCUUUCUCUAAGUCUUUGCUCAAGUCCAACCUUAAAAUGAUGUUAGACAACAGGUCCCGGUCAGUUCCCUCUAUUUUCACCCAUUUUGCUCACAAGCCAUAUUGGUCUGAGUAGUGGUGCUGUCUGACUCACAUGUGUGAUCCAAAUAAAGGUAGCUGCUGACCACUGCCUGGUUUGUUUUGUGGACGGGGGCUAGAGAAUCCAGGGUUCUCUCACGAGGGGUUAAACAUAUUUCAAGGGCAACAGGAAAAAAAGGUACAUCAAGCCAUUUGAAAACAAAAAUGUAUUAUCCUUCCAAAGCUUUGUGAAUUUACAAAAAAAGGAUGAAAGUUUACAAACUGCUUAGUUCCAACUAAGCAUAAGAGGUGAGAACGUACACUGCAGGGCCACCAGCAGCAGCUGUGCACUGAUGUUUAAAACUGGCUCCCCCGGACUUGUAUUGCUGUCUUCAGGGGGCUGCGUUCCUUACACGCCACCUCUUGUGACAGGUCAUUGGUCAAGCCGCUGGAAUGCUACAGAGGUUUUCUUGGUUUUGAGGGGCUUUUUUUGUUUUGCCUUCCUACUAUAAAAGUGAAAUUUUCAGUUCAUUUCUGAAAAAUAAAUUGGUCAAUAAA
Molecule: messenger RNA, 2532 nt
Organism: Rhinopithecus roxellana (golden snub-nosed monkey)
Lineage: Eukaryota; Metazoa; Chordata; Mammalia; Primates; Cercopithecidae
Gene: TMEM97
Product: transmembrane protein 97
Exons: 3
Coding region: 29-670 (213 amino acids)
Cellular component (GO): endoplasmic reticulum
Source: RefSeq, a predicted model, not a curated record